ACUAAUUUUGCUUUCUCCGCCAGUCGCCAGUCGCCAGACGCCAGUCCGCUGUCCGCCUCACUCACUCAGUUCCUCACCCUCAGUCCUCACCCUCAGAAGUCAGACCUCACCAGUUCUCUGCCAGUCCGCCACCGGCCACACGGCUCAAGCAGUCAAGCCCUCACCAGUUCUCCGCCUCACGACUCACGCGGUCACGCCCCCACGACUGAGCCCGUCAAGACUCAGUUUUCUAUAUCUUUUUCCGGCAGAGCAUUGCACUAAGCGCUGCUCUCGGAACUCAUAUGGCAAAAGGAUUGCAGCUAUUCGUCAGCAGAUUAUCGUUUUACACUACGAAUGAAAGAUUGAAGAAGCUCUUUUCACCUUUUGGCGUUGUUACAGAAGCGAGGCUUGUUGAAGACCCAAGAACGCAAAGGCCUAAAGGUUUUGGAUUUGUUACCUUUGAGUCAGAAGCAGAUGCUCGGAAUGCAUUGAAUUCCAUUAACGGAAGGGUAAUUCCUCAACUUUGUUGGUAGAUGUGUACACUUGCUUCUGUGUGUUUGUUGAUGGUGUGUUUUGUGUAUAUUUUAUGGAACAUGCUUAAUGAUGGUGCCUAUCAUCAGUUGUGGAUGUAGCCUUCAGCAAUGAGUGCAAGCACACCCGCUACUUCCCAUUCAAAUUUUUAGGUUUUUCUUAAAUAUUGUUUUUUUUAAUUAAAUCUGUCCAUUGUUAGAUAGGAAACACAUAGUUGUUAUAGUGGUGUCCCACUUUAAAAACUAGGUGUUCCUCUAUUAUUGACAAUUCAUAGUCUGUCUUUCGCUUUGAAAACUAUUUAUCAAUCAUAGAUUAAAGAAGACAGAUGUCUAUUUCCAGCACUUCACAACAAAACUAUAAGCGAAAGA
Messenger RNA from Nicotiana tabacum (common tobacco), 878 nucleotides. Lineage: Eukaryota; Viridiplantae; Streptophyta; Magnoliopsida; Solanales; Solanaceae. The record is from RefSeq and is a predicted model, not a curated record.